Anthonomus grandis grandis is the source of this 748-nucleotide messenger RNA. RefSeq names its product proteasome subunit beta type-2-like. The record is from RefSeq and is a predicted model, not a curated record. Gene Ontology annotation, molecular function: peptidase activity. The transcript has 3 exons. NCBI's taxonomy places the organism in Eukaryota, Metazoa, Arthropoda, Insecta, Coleoptera, Curculionidae. Gene Ontology annotation, cellular component: proteasome core complex; nucleus; proteasome core complex, beta-subunit complex. Gene Ontology annotation, biological process: proteasomal protein catabolic process. Bases 74 to 676 code for a protein of 200 amino acids.
CCAAGCGCUUUUUUUAUUUUCCGAGUCAUAGAAAUCCUAGAAAGAAAAAGUAACAAAAAUUAAUAAAACCAUAAUGGAGUGUCUUUUAGGAGUGAAAUUUAAUGAUUUUGUUAUAAUUGCUGCCGAUAGAACGGCGGCCAACAGCAUUAUGGUGAUGAAAUCGGACGAAAACAAGCUUCAUAAACUGUCGAACAGGCUAGUUAUGGCUGUUUCGGGCGAAAGCGGUGAUACUACGCAAUUCGCCGAAUAUAUUGCUAAAAAUAUUCAACUGUAUAAGAUGAGAAACACUUAUGAGUUGAGCCCUAGUGAAGCCGCUACUUUCACACGAAGAAAUUUGGCUGAUACACUAAGAUCAAGGUCACCUUACAUGGUAAACCUUUUGCUAGCUGGUUAUGAUGAAAACGAAGGCCCACAACUCUAUUAUAUGGAUUAUCUAGCAUCAGUAGCCAAAGUAGACUAUGCAGCUCACGGUUAUGGAGGUUACUUCUCCCUGUCAAUCAUGGAUCGUAACUAUUUGAAGAAUAUGACUCCUGAUCAGGGAUAUGAGUUGCUGAAGAAGUGUGUUCAAGAGGUCCAGAAGAGACUGAUCAUCAAUUUGCCCAACUUUAAAGUGCAGAUUAUUGAUAAGGAUGGUAUCAGAGACCUGCCUGAUAUUAAUCAAAAAUCUUUUGAGUAAAAGUUUUUUUUUUUUAAAUUUUGUAUCUUAACUAAUUUAAUAUUUCAUGAUUGAAUAAAUAUGUUAUUUGUA